Megalopta genalis is the source of this 4188-nucleotide messenger RNA. RefSeq lists its product as uncharacterized. The record is from RefSeq and is a predicted model, not a curated record. Gene Ontology annotation, biological process: carbohydrate metabolic process; ATP generation from poly-ADP-D-ribose; nucleotide-sugar metabolic process. Gene Ontology annotation, molecular function: poly(ADP-ribose) glycohydrolase activity. NCBI's taxonomy places the organism in Eukaryota, Metazoa, Arthropoda, Insecta, Hymenoptera, Halictidae. Gene Ontology annotation, cellular component: cytoplasm; nucleus.
GCAGCAAUCGGAUGCGCGCGACGACCAAGAUACAACCAGUUGACGGUGGUAGAUUUCACCGCUUCGAGCCGCUUCGAGCCACCUACCCUCGGUGAACGCGUAUACGAUUCGGUCGUUGGUCCGAGGCAUCGCGUGCCGAUCAAUUUGACGGGUUCGAGACAGCUGUCGAGAGCAAGGCGAUCGCGUCCGUGCAGCAACCUAUUUUUUUAGCCGUUUUUCGUGUCGCGUAUACAUCCGUCGUCUCGAGUUGUCGGCGUACGGGGGUUAUCAAACAUUGUCCUCCGGAUUCGACCGACGCGUCCGAAUUAUCCGAAAAGAAAGAUCCGAUCUCGCCGCGCGCGACCUACCGUCCAUGCCGGUGUUUCCACACGAUCCGGGGAGUCAGCUAAAGUUGUACGAGUGAUUUCGUCGAACGGCGUGAAACGUGCAGGCGGCGUACGUACGACGUGCAGGCGUGCGACGUACGGCGUGUCCGUUGACGCAAUGGCAUACUUUAAAAUGUGACUCCUUCGUUCACGCUUCGAUCGCGUCAGCUGAUCGACAACGUGUAUCGAACAAAUUAGGGCGGACAUGGCUCUGGUGAUGCUACCCUGCGACCUGCCAUGGUGGCCGGCCGUGGUCAAGCAGCUGGAUCGCGCGGCCGCUGCCAGAAACUCGGGGAACCUCGUCGAGGCGAUGCAACGCUUGCACGACAUGUGCAAACGCGAGGAACAGUGCUUGCUGAAAAGUAUAAGCCUCGAUCCCGAGGAAGAUUCGCAAGAUCCGGAGCUGUUCGCCGAGCUGGCCGCGUUCCUCGACAAGGAUCUCGACUCGGCGGAGCGGGAGCACGUGCUCACGAAAACGAUACCUCGGAUGGUGGAUCGGGCUAAAGCGUUGAGAAACUGCAAGCCUCCGCAGGGCUUGCACUUCAGUCUCCAGCAACAAGGUGACUGCGUCGAGUACAGCUACGGCUUCGUCUCCUCUUUGGUCGCGAACGCCUUCUUCUCCACGUACCCGAAGAGAACCGCGAAAACGCAUCCGACUUUGCGCGACUUCAACUUCACCAACUUCUUCAAGCACCUUCGAAAUAACGGACAGAAAGCGAAGCUGAAAAGUAUAUUUCACUAUUACGAUUACCUCGAGAAGGAGAACGCUUUGGACGGUAAAUUGGUGAUCUCCAGGCAGGUGAUGACGUCCAAGCAAUGGCUGACCAUCGAGGAUUGGCUGGAGAGCAACGUGCCCCUCUGUCCACUGAUGAUAAGGCACGAGGGACGACUGGAGAGGGUGGAACCGGAAACAAAAGUAUUGCGCGUUUGCUUCACGAGCGCGAAGUUUGGCGGCGGCGUGCUUGACGGUGAUGUUACGCAAGAAACUGUACAUAUAGCGACUCAUCCGGAGAUGCUCGCUGCGAUACUGUCGGUCGAGGCACUAGAAGACAACGAGGCUCUGAUAGUCGAAGGCGUCAGGCACGUGUCGCGCAUAAACGAUCCUCGGAACAGGGCCACGUUCGAAGCUCUGCCGAAACCUAAUGUCGUAACGGUCUGCUGCAUCGAUCCGGAGGAUUACUCGGCGUUGCCCUUGGCGCAGUUCGAAGAGGACAACGUGCUGCGAGAAAUGAACAAAUCGUUGCUAGGAUUUCGUCAAAGAUACGUGCCGAGCAGCCCGACGGAUCCGAUCGGAAGAUCGGAAAUGGAUCCGGACGGUGCUCUGAGUUCUCGCAGGUUGUCACCUAUCGGGGAAAGCUUCAGCAGCACUCCGCCGGAAACGGAUGCCGACGACAAGCCGGUGUCGUCGUCGUCGUCGGCCCAUCCGUUAAAUCACGAGUCCGUUAAGCAAGGGAAAUCCGUGUCGGCCGAGCGGAACAAGUACGACGACGAUGCAACGGAGUCGCACGGAAGGCCAAACGGGAAAUCCGUAAGAUCGUCGAGCCCUCAGAAGUCGGGCAAAGAGACUAGCUGCGCGAGCAGAAGGAAUCGGUUCAUAGUUCUCGGCUCGAGCGGCGAAGUUUUGCCGGUGACGAGGAAGUCGCUCGGUCAAAUGUCGGUUUACAGCAGCUGCAACAGUCAGAGCACGGACAGCUUUCAUAGCGCGAAAGACGUGAUAGAAGAAGACCCUGAAGAGGAAGAACAAAGGUUGAGCAAGCGAUACAGCAGCCAGUUGGACACACCGGAAAGGAGAGGUACGUUCGCUCAGCGUUUGAGGGACGCUUUGAAACGCGAGAGCACAGCCACCGGUGGUGCAGCCUCCUCGAACACGUCGUCCGGUGAGAGUAGCUACGCCGUAGGAAUAAGCGUGUCCGGAAGUCACGUUUACGAUCAAGAUAUCAAGGUGAAACGAGGUGGCUCGAGGGGUUUCGUUCUCAGAGACGAAACCGUGGAUGAAGAGUUUCUGAAAGAAUCGUUGGAGGCGGAACAGAAAUGGCUCGGUAGAUUCCGACAGAAUCAAUCGACGCUUCAGCGGAGAGACACGAGUGCCAGUAGUAGAUACAGUUUCAGUACCGAAUACAAUUCUGAUUUUUGUUCGGAGCUCGAGGAAGUAUACGAGCAACUAGCGAAAUGGUUAGAAGAUCCCAUAGCGGCGGACGAAUCGCGUGAAUUAGACGCGAGGGACAGGGCGGUAGUUAGAUUCGCGGGCUCGUUGCUAAAGAGAGCUCUCAGCGAAUCGUUUGCUGGCGUCCCGGUACAGGAGGGUGAACCUCAACCUCUCAUUGAUUCAGUCGACGUGAAUCAGAGGCACAAGUUAGCUUUGGCCGUGCGAAGUUUGAGUUUAGAGCUAGCCCGUCAAAAAAAUAGGAGACAGCAAUCAGUCUCUGAAUCCGAAGACAUAGAGAAUUACGAAGACGCUUUAAGUAAUCGUACGAUGUCGAAAGAGGUAAAGGAUAUCCAACGUAAAAAGCUUAGAACGGUAACGUUCACGUCCGAAGUUUUUCAAACAUUGGUCGAUGACAAGACUACCGUGUAUCUGUCUAAUCCUGUUUCUUUAAGUACACCUGGACCCAUAAAGGAUAAACUAGCGCAAGAAUUCGAAUCGCAUGUUACACUUAACAUACCAAGAGACAGUAGUCCGCAAUCCGGUGGAUUGUUGUCUAUCGUGACUGGAAACUGGGGAUGCGGAUCACGAUUAAAAGGGGACCCCCAGUUGAAGCUUGUUGUUCAAUGGCUCGCCGCUUCUUUAGCGGGCGUGCCGAAAUUGAUUUACUACACCGCAGGGAAUCCAAGACUAUCGAAGUUAGAUACCGUGAGCAGGGUCCUGAUGGAUAGGCACUGGUCGGUCGGCGAUUUGGCUGCUGCUACCUUGAGAUUUUCCUUGCAAAUCAUGGAGGAAAGAAUGGAAGGAAGGAACACGUUGUUCGAGGAGAUAAUCGGUAUGGACAAACCGAGCCCUUAGCCCGACUCGAUGCUGUCUGUUCUGGUAGAUAUUUUAGCUACCAUGAUCGAAGACAGCCUGGUGUGAACGCCUCAAACGAUUAUUAUCACGAGAGAAAGAAGCAUGACAAACUUCUCCUACCCGUGUAUAGGACCUACGCUGUAGGUGACACUUUUUCAACGACGUGGGGCCAGGUGAAACAAAAACGAAAACCGAAACGAAAAUGAAACCCUUCCGUAUGAUUUUUCCAACGUUUUUACUUUUACAAACCAAUUAUGGGGGAAGCAUCGCGACCGAUCUCUGGCGGGUUUCAAAUGUUUCAUAUCAAUGCAAUAUCAAACGAAGCCGCACAACUCAAGUGUACAAAACGAAAUACUUCAAACACAAAUAAGAAUUUAAACAGUUUUUUAAGCGUACGCGAUACACGUGAACAAAGUCAAAAAGAAUUGUUAUUGCAAGUUGCACGGAAGGCAACUGUGUUAUAGAAUUUUUCUGGUGUAUAUUGUCAUUGUUGUCCUAACAGUAUUUAUAGAGAUUUAAUAGUCUAUUCACGGGAAAAGUCAAUUCAGAUUUAUGUUCUUACGUAUAGGAUACGUAACUUGAUACGGUUACCUGCAAUAACUAACGAGGCACAAUAUAUUACACUAUAUUUUGUACAGUAUAAUAUUUAACGUCGCUGUAUGUGUCGGAUCGAAGCGUAUCUAUUGUAUGUAAUGACUUCAUAGAUUUUUAGGAGAAGAUUUUUAGUCGUAUUUUAUAGGCUGCUUUUUUAUAUCAAGUAUAAUUUAUACAAAACGAUUAUGUAAAUAAUAAAAAUGAAAUAUAUAUCUAAUGAGAAAGUAA